Molecule: messenger RNA, 1520 nt
Organism: Daucus carota subsp. sativus
Lineage: Eukaryota; Viridiplantae; Streptophyta; Magnoliopsida; Apiales; Apiaceae
Product: MLO-like protein 10
Exons: 13
Coding region: 56-1159 (367 amino acids)
Biological process (GO): defense response
Cellular component (GO): membrane
Source: RefSeq, a predicted model, not a curated record
GGGUGGACAGGCAGAGGGAGGAGGGCAUCGGAGGCUUUUAUGGAACGAGCAUAGAAUGUUAUCAGGAGGAGGAGGUCACCAACGCAAGUGCCAUGAUGGUCAACAACCGCUAAUAUCUGUUGAUGGAGUUCAUCAGUUACAUAUCUUCAUCUUCUUCUUGGCAUUGUUUCAUGUUAUUUACAGUGCCCUUACAAUGAUACUUGGAAGGGCAAAGAUUCGCAGGUGGAAAAAUUGGGAGCGUGAGGCUGAUGCAAUGGACCCGAACAGCGAACAAGCAAAAUUCAGGCUUACACACGAGACAUCUUUCGUGAAGGCUCACACUAGUUUCUGGACAAAAACACCUGUCCUCUUUUAUCUUGUAUGUUUCUUCCGACAGUUUUUUAGGUCUGUUGGCAAGUCUGACUAUUUAACUAUGCGCCAUGGAUUUAUCUCCGUUCAUUUAUCACCUGGAACAAAGUUUGAUUUUCAAAAGUAUAUCAAAAGGUCUUUAGAAGAUGACUUCAAGGUUAUAGUGGGAAUCAGUCCCGUCUUAUGGACUUCAGCAGUCAUCUAUCUGACUCUUAACGUUGAAGGAUGGCAAGCUAUGUUUUGGCUUUCAGUCCUGCCGCUAGUUGUAAUUUUAUUAGUUGGAACAAAGCUCCAAGCAAUUAUAUCGCAGAUGGCCAUCGAAAUCACGGAAAGACAUGCUGUAGUACAAGGCAUACCUUUAGUCCAAGUAUCUGACCGACAUUUUUGGUUUAGUUGGCCUCGUCUAGUUCUCCACCUCAUUCAUCUCACACUCUUUGAGAACGCGUUUGAGAUAACAUACUUCUUCUGGAUAUGGUACGAGUUCGGGUUGCAUUCUUGCUUUCAUAGUCACAUGAUUUUUCAGUAUCUGAGACUUUGCAUCGGGGUUGCAGUUUUGGUUUUAUGCAGCUAUAUUACGCUCCCAUUGUAUGCCCUGGUCACACAGAUGGGAUCAACCAUGAAGAAGUCUAUUUUUGAUGAGCAAACUAACAAAGCACUAAUGUCAUGGGCCAAACACGCAGCAAAGAAGAAGGUUGAUGGAAAGCCAGGACCAAUUGCUACUCAUAAUCCACACAGUCCGAGUGGUUCACCUCAAGAUUCCCCAUCUCAUCCACAUUCACGUAAAGUACAUGGUUUUCAGACAACCCCAUAGGAGAAACAGCUACAGUUGGUGCAAGUGUUGACACUCCUAUACCAAAUCCAUAAUCCAAUGAUAAAUAAAUUCCAACUCCGUGGUGGCUUACUAAUUACUACAACUCAUACGUUUUACUGACAGGAAUAGUAACGAGACAAAUAGCCUGUGACGCGCUGAUCUCAUUGGUUUUUCAGUAAAACCUUAUAAACAUCGACCCUGGAAGUACCAUUAGUUUUAGUUUUUUGUGUAUAUAACAGAGAAGCAUAGGAUCUUAGCACCUACUGCACAGGAAAAACAAUAAUUUACAGAGUAGUAUUUUGUUUUCAGUGGUUCUGUACAGCUGAUCUCUUUCAAUGUAACAAGUUGCAUUAUGCUUUAU